Crotalus tigris (Tiger rattlesnake) is the source of this 1203-nucleotide messenger RNA. It is a transcript of the gene SLAMF6, whose product is annotated as SLAM family member 6. The coding region runs from base 22 to 741 and encodes 239 amino acids. The transcript has 4 exons. Lineage: Eukaryota; Metazoa; Chordata; Lepidosauria; Squamata; Viperidae. The record is from RefSeq and is a predicted model, not a curated record.
UUUUGUCUCCGAAGGGCCAACAUGAGCUCCGGCAUCCUCCUCCUGGGGUUCCUGCUGCUCAGCUCGGCAGGAGCAGCCUCCUCACCUGAGCCCACCUUGAAGUCGGUUCGUGUGGGAAAUGCCGUCACGCUGCCCGUGGCCAUUCCCAAGGGGCAGAGCGUCACCAACCUCCUCCUGAGGGCCGCCUGGAGGGAAGAAGGCGUCGCUAUCUGGAUGGACUCGAAAGAGAUCAGUGUUAUAAGCACCCACUAUGCUGGCCGGGUGGCCUUCCUGGAGGACGAGAUGGCCUUCAGAAUCGCCAACCUGAGCCUGGGCGACGGGGACACCUACGAAAUCUCCACCAGCUUCGCCGCCCCCUCCCCACAGCUGCUCAGCAGCUCCCUGGUGGCCGUAUUCAACGUCACCGAAAGGAUCUCCUUGGAGAACAAUUCCUGCCACAUUGACCUGGACUGUGAGGCAGGAAUGGGGCCCGGCCACAAGGUAACCUACACCUGGAAGGACACGAAGGCAGGCACCACCCUGAGUCAGGAGGCCCGGCUCUCUCAGCGGGUGCAGAUCAACCAGGAAAAGGCCUACACCUGCACCGCCCAGACCACCACCGCCCAGAGCACCUUCAGCAUCGUCCUCCAGCAUCCGUGCACUCCCAACACUGCAAGCCCAGGACCCUGGGCAUUGGGCCUGGCUUCUCUCCUGCUCAGAGGACUCCUGGUGCCCGCCAUGACUGCUGCUCUGCUGCUGUGACCGGAGCAGACCCUGGGCGGCUGGUUCCUGCAUCCGGGACGCUUUGGCCUCACCCCGGCCCCCAAGUCAGGGGCCUGAUUAAAUCUUAUCAGGGCACCAACCACAUCAAGCAACGCUCCAAAGGAAGACCAGAAGUCUUAUUUCAUUGAGAUUUGCUGGAAUAAGAGAGUUUUAUCCUCGCUUCUUAUAUCCCAGGGAAUCAGGGUCUCUCCCAAGACGGGUUCUGAUUUCCCAGGGUUUAAUCCCUUAGAUCAGUUUCAGCCCCCUUUUUCUUAUUUCACGGGUCAAGGCAUCCCCAUCCCAGCCCACCCACAGCCUCCCCCGCAGGCUGGCCCCAGGGGUCCCCACAGUCUCAAGGACCGGGGAGCAACCUGUCCAGCAGGUGGCAGCUGGGGGCCACCGUGCUGGAAAAGCCGCUUCUUUCCCCGUUUCCCAGAUGGAGCCUUUGUUACCCAUUAAAAG